AUGCUACAAACUAUAUGCUACAAACUAUAUGCUACAAAUUAUAUUCUACAAACUAUAUGCUACAAACACUGGUCCGAAGUCAAUUACGUGGGAGCACUUUCGGAGCAACUCCACUACAACUCCACUACAACUCCACUACAACUCCACUACAACUCCAAUACAACUCCACUACAACUCCACUACAACUCCACUACAACUCCACUACAACUCCACUGCAACUCCACUACAACUCCACAACUUCACUACAACUCCACCACAACUCCACUACAACUCCACUACAACUCCACUACAACUCCACUACAACUCCACUACAACUCCACUACAACUCCACUACAACUCCACUACAACUCCACUACAGAUCCACUACAACUCCACUACAACUCCACUACAACUCCACUACAACUCCACUACAACUCCACUACAACUCCACUACAACUCCACUACAACUACACUACAACUCCACUACAACUCCACUACAACUCCACUACAACUCCAAUACAACUCCACUACAACUCCACUACAACUUCACUACAACUCCACCACAACUCCACUACAACUCACUCCACUACAACUCCACUACAACUCCACAACAACUCCACUACAACUGCAUUAAUUCUCCACUACAACUCCACUACAACCCCACUACAGAUCCACUAUAACUCCACUAAAACUCCACUACAACUCCACUACAACACCACUACAAUUAAAAGAAACUUUGAGCAAUGUUUAUGCCGGAACGUUGCUGUCCGACAAAAUGUUACACUAUCUAGCGAACACCCACUCUUUCCGGCUGGGAAGGCAGUUGACGGAAAUGAUGACAGAAUAUUCCAGAACGGAUCAUGCAGUCAAACUAGAUUUCUUACAACAGCCUCGCCUGAGCAACAUUUCACUCUUACCUUCAAACGAAAAGUCAACAUUAGAAGGUUUAUUUUAUUUAACGCCAAAAAUUCUGAAUAUAGUUUAAGCGAAUUUUACUUGGAAGCGUACGAAACUAUUGGCGGGCGUGUAGUACACAGAUUUGAGGAUAUCCCAAAACUCAAAAAGGUAUCGUUUUACAACUGGACAAUCAAAGCCGUCGCAGCUCAGCAAGUCAGGAUUCAUAUUAGGAAACAGCAACUCAUUAUUUGUGAGUUCCAGGUUUUUGGAGACUACGAGUGCGGCGGUCAACGCUACGGCCUUGAGUGCGAGAAAAUGUGCAAGUGCUCGGGUAGAUGUGCACCGUCUACUGGUUCCUGUUUGAACGGAACAGACUAUUCUAAAAAUAGAUUAAGAUGCGGAGACGUCCCUGUGGUCCUAUAUGGCAGCUGGAUGCAAUGCUCGCAUCACGUCAAUAGCGUGUGUAUGCUCGUGUGUGAUAGAGGAUACAGUGUUGAAGGCAACGAGACGAUAACUUGUCAAGGGGAUGCGACUUGGACGGCGCCUGGUGUAUGCACAAUACUAAAAUGCAGCAGUGCAGCGCUGGUGCCACAUGGCAAAUGGAUCUUCUGUAGACACCGCGAAUGCCAGCUGAAAUGCAACAAAGGAUUUACACUAGAAGGGAACACACACAUCACAUGCCAAGAUAACCUUCAGUGGACUGCUCCUGGGAGAUGCAUACAUACAUCCAAUAGUUGUGAUGAACCGUGGUAUGGACCAAAUUGUUAUUAUAAAAAUCUGUUUUACCUGGCGAGCGCAGUCUAUCCGCAGGAUCUUCGUGUAAAUAGUAGCUGUUUCCUCACUGAUGUACUCGAUAUAAAAUUUGAUGCAGAAACUACUUUAUUUCACUCCGGCUGAACUUUUUAA
This is a messenger RNA of Physella acuta, 1782 nucleotides long. RefSeq lists its product as uncharacterized. Lineage: Eukaryota; Metazoa; Mollusca; Gastropoda; Physidae. The record is from RefSeq and is a predicted model, not a curated record.